CUUAAAUAUAACUUAUUAAUGGAUGCUAUUAAAAACUUUGCCAACAACCUUACAAAUAGAGAUCAGAACAAUAACACCAAUGGUAAAAUUGUGCCGUUGGAAGAGAAAGAUAAAGAACCACUAUCCAUAAAAAAUCCUUUGGGUAGGUAGUUAUAAUUUGUUAAUGAAGUAUGGCUAAUGAAUUGCAGAUGGCAGCUAGCAAAGGGAUGCAAAAGCUCAUACAAUCAGUGGACAAUGCAAAGGCCGAUGUCAAAUAGGGUUUCACUUAAUUGGAUGAUAAGUAAUUGAAAUUUGUAGAAGAAUAGAUUGAAGCUGAUGUUGAGGUAGUACACUAAUUAAAUCAACAUAUGGGCAAGAUCAAAGGUGUUAUCGUCAGUAAUCAUAGUGAUCGAGAAAUUUCGACCCAUGGUUAAAGAAGGGCUCAAAGAUCCUGAUAUGUGUUAGUGUGUGAAGAAUUUAGUAUUUUGGAGAAAUAAUUAAUUAGGUCGAUGAUACUGUAGAUGCAACUUGGCCAGAGAUAGUGGAUGAAGUUAAAUAUCAAUUGAUGUUGUAAAUAGCUGAUCCUUACACAGAAAUAGAGGAGAAAAAGCAAACUCUUGCUUGUCUAUACCCAUUAGUUUGGAUAAGGAACUGGUAUCUCUAUUCAAAUUAUCCUUAUGACAGAAGCGUUUGGAGGCAAUAUAAAACCAUGUAUAUAUAUGAGGCUUGAACAAUAUAGAUCUUAUUGGUUUUGGUAUUUCGUGUCAUUGAUACCAUUUUAUGGUGUCUCAUAGUAUUUCUAUGUCUUGGAUUUCAUAAUGAUGGAUAAAGGAGAUGAAUAUCAGUUGGUGAAAUUUAUUUUGAGUUUUAAAACGUAAAACAAUUACAAUAACAUAGAAUGUUCUUCAUAACCUAAGGAGUAAUGAAAGCUUUGAUAGGGUACUUUAUGCUAUAUGCCUGCACGACUAUGAACUACAUUGAUAGUGCUUACUCAUCGGAUUGCACAAGGAAGGGUCCAGGAUCCAGCAUUGAAGUCUUCUCUGAGGUUAUUGGACAAGGUGUUCAAGUAGUUCUUAUUUGGUUUGCCUUCUUCCUUUUGUCAUGUUCAAAAUAGAAGGGGAAGCCAGUUUUUCAAUAUGAUGAUACUCCUUAAUUGAAGGAAGGAGGAUGCUUUGAAAGGGGAGGUCGUCUGAAGUACUUUAUGUUUUGGGAUAUCUUUGCUUUGGGAGGCAGCAUAGGACUGUUUUGGUUGGUGUAUUUGACAUAGGAUACUCGUCCUAAUUUUGAUAAUUCAGGAGAUUUCGUAUAUUACAAAUAUGAUAUCAAUAGAUUUACUUUACUGAAAUUUGUUAUGGAUUGUUGAGUUUCCCAUUUCUAAUUUUUAAUGUUCCUUUUGUGAAUGGGAGAUUGACAAAGGCCAAGGCAACUGCUUAUGAUAGAAAAGGUAAUUGUAUCCCAGCAAUUGAUGGACUGAGAAAGUAAAUAAAGAACAAUCAAGAUGAGGAAACGAGUUUCUUGCUUAAUACUCUGUCAAUAGAUGUUGGAGAAGUAUUUGAUGGUUGA
This is a messenger RNA of Paramecium octaurelia, 1542 nucleotides long. The record is from the annotation of a GenBank genome assembly. NCBI's taxonomy places the organism in Eukaryota, Ciliophora, Oligohymenophorea, Peniculida, Parameciidae.